Molecule: messenger RNA, 2016 nt
Organism: Notothenia coriiceps (black rockcod)
Lineage: Eukaryota; Metazoa; Chordata; Actinopteri; Perciformes; Nototheniidae
Product: cyclic AMP-responsive element-binding protein 1-like
Exons: 8
Coding region: 326-1303 (325 amino acids)
Biological process (GO): regulation of transcription by RNA polymerase II
Cellular component (GO): ATF4-CREB1 transcription factor complex; nucleus
Molecular function (GO): protein binding; cAMP response element binding; DNA-binding transcription factor activity, RNA polymerase II-specific
Source: RefSeq, a predicted model, not a curated record
CGCUGUCGUCGUCUCCCUCGUCCUCCUCUCCGUGUUGUUGUUCUCGGUGACGCGACGGAGGUGUAGCCUGACGCGGUCUCUUACGUGUCGGUCUGAAUAAAAGUGGAGCUCCGUAGACCCGGGAGUGACGAAGCGAGUCUGUGUUGGUAAGAGGAUACGCAUCCGAUGUUUGCUAAACAGAUAGAUGGCUGCCCAGAGAAGUUAUUUUCGCCUAAUAUCUGCUCAAUGCCAACAAAGAGAUCAUGGCGGCGGUGUUGCAGAGGCUCUCAAAAUGAGUCAGUCUCUCUCUGCAAGGCUCGCAGCACAACUGAGACAUAGAUUUUAAAUGACAAUGGAGGCUGGUUCAGACACACAGCAAAGUGGUGAAACAGUUGUCUCGGAGUCUGAGACCCAGCAGAUCACUCUGGCCCAGAUAGGGAAUGACUCAGGGUUGUCAUGGUUGCAGGCUUCUAUAGCAGCUGGCCAGGUGACAACCAGUGGUCCUACAGUGACUCUAGUGCAGUUACCGAACGGUCAGACAGUGCAAGUGCACGGGGUGAUCCAAGCUUCUCAGCCCUCAGUCAUCCAGUCUCCACAAGUCCAGACAGUACAGAUCUCAACUGUUGCUGAGAGUGAGGACUCUCAGGAAUCUGUUGACAGCGUGACAGAUUGUCAGAAGAGGAGAGAGAUCUUGUCCAGAAGACCUUCUUAUAGGAAGAUUCUGAACGAUUUAUCGUCGGACCCUCCCGCAGUGGCUCGAAUCGAAGAAGAGAAGUCAGAGGACGACUCAGUCCCUGCCAUCACCACGGUUACAAUGCCCACUCCCAUCUAUCAAACCAGCAAUGGCCAGUACAUUGCCAUUACCCAGGGUGGGGCCAUCCAGCUGGCCAAUAACGGCACAGAUGGCCUGCAGACGCUGACCAUGUCCAACACAGCCCAGCCGGGGGCCACCAUCCUGCAAUACGCCCAGACCAGCGACGGGCAGCAGAUCCUGGUGCCUAGCAACCAAGUGGUUGUACAAGCUGCCUCUGGUGACGUCCAGGCCUAUCAGAUCCGCACAGCCCCCACCAGCACCAUGUCAUCGGGGGUUGUCAUGGCGACCUCACCUGUAAUGGGUACAGGAGGAAGCGGCACUGAGGAAGUCACGCGAAAAAGGGAGGUCCGACUAAUGAAAAACAGGGAGGCAGCCCGCGAGUGCCGCAGGAAGAAGAAGGAGUACGUCAAGUGUCUGGAGAACCGUGUGGCCGUGCUGGAGAACCAGAACAAAACCCUCAUCGAGGAACUGAAAGCCCUUAAAGACUUAUACUGCCACAAAUCGGAGUAGAAACAUCAGCAUGUGCCUGCCAGAAGGGGGGCGCGGGGCAACAGCAAGCCCCAUGUACAGAGACUCGGCACAGGAGCCGUGCAUCUGGGUGCCACGCCCCCUUUUUCUGCUCUUGUGCUUUCUUUUUAAAAACUGCAGUAAAUUGACUCACCGGGAUUAGAAAACACACAUGAAAAGUCGGAGGAAUGUUCAGAAUGGCAACAGGGUCCUUGAAUGAACAAUGAGGAUGUUCCUUUCUUAUUGAAUGCGAUGUCACCAAAGGGAAGCAUUCCAGUCACCGGUGCCUGGAUACACACCAGCAACAGGGAGCGGCUGCACCACCAUCGCCAAGGACCUUUUUACAGGUGAAUCUCCCCAAGACUCUUUGGGAGAAGCAACGUUUGAAACCGAAACCGCUCUCUAUCACUCGCAUUAACGUGUUACUUACUAACGCUUAGAAAUGUAGACGGGCCAGGUCAUGGGACAUUUGAUCUUUUUUUAGCUGCGUUUUGUUUCACGUAUCAGAUGAUCUGCUUGCAUAAUGCCAUUUUAUUUUUUAAAUUGACUUUGCCUUGAUACGGGAUGAACACAAAAUGUAACCAGUAUGUUUGGGUUGUAACAUGGUUUUCAUGUUAAAUGCAGCUUUAAAGACUAGGGAUGUCCCGAUCACCUUUUUUUGCUCCCGAUUCCGAUCAUUUGAUUUUGACAAUUUGCCGAUACCGAUUUUUCCCGAU